GUUUGGUUGAGUGGAAGUAUUCGUCGUCCUUCCAAAGUUUACUAAAACGUAAGCGGCCAACGUAAAUUUUACUUCCGUGUUGAUUUUCAUCAGUUUGAAGUUUUGAUGAGACUUUUACAUGUUUUACCAUGACACCCUAAAGUGACACCAAGAAUCCAGAGACAAGUGGAAAAAGUGAGAAAAUGGCAUCGUAUCAACCGUCUAGGCAAAUGUCUGGGGGCCCUAUGAAGGCUUCCACAGUCCCUUAUUUCUAUGGGCGAAUCACGAGAGAUGAGGCUGAAGAAAUUCUCAAAGAUAACAGUUGUGUAGAGGGCAUGUUUCUUCUCAGAGAAAGUAUUAGUCCCCUUGGGAACUACGCAAUCAGCCUGUGUCAUGAUAACAAAGUACAUCACUACAGUAUUGAGAAGCAGACAGAUGGUACAUACAUGAUUCCAGCAGGGAAGAAAUUUUUAGGGCCAGUCGAGCUAAUUGCACAUCACCAGCAGGUCAAAGAUGGCGUGAUAACCCUGUUAUUGACCCCAUGUAACCGUGGAGAUCAGCAGGCACCUGUCGCAUUCCGUGGUAUGACAUAUUCAGACCUUGAGCAGGAACUGGUCAGAAAAGCUAAUUCAAUAAAGGGCGUAAACAAGGAGCGAGCUUUAGGAUCCCAGCGUGAACAUCUAGUUGUCAUGGUUUCACGCGACCUUCACCUCAAACAGCCCUGGUACCAUGGGAAAAUUGAACGGAACGAGUCAGAAAAACGCCUUAAAAGCACCGGACACAAAGACGGGAAGUUCUUGGUUCGACAGAGAAAUGACAAGACGACAUAUGCCAUAUGUAUCAGCUUUAAACAUGAGACCAGACAUUACCUAAUUGACAAAGAUGAAAACAGCAAACUCGGCAUACAAGAUGGACCGAAGUUUGACUGCGUUAUGAUGUUGAUAGAUCACUACCACAACAAGCAAGAUGGCCUUCUUUGUAAGUUGACCGAGCCAUGCCCGUGUCCGGGAUACGACAAAAAACAACUAGAAAAGUACCUGCAUUUCAACAAGCCGAACCUCGAGUAUUUCCGCCUACCAGGUCGACCCUCUGCAGGUAGUGAAGCAUUGCCACCUGCGAGUGGGCAAGCACCGCCUUUGCCUUCCACAAACAGACGACCAAGUUUACGAGAGCUCCAGAACCAGAAAGGGACAAAUCCGCAUGGGAAACGGUCUCUUCCACCUACACCCGAUGAAAACAGUCGCUGGUUGGCUGCUGGUGACUGGGAGGGAGAGCUACGAACUCCUCAAAGUGCACCAUUUGACAGUCGAAGAGUGACAUUAAAAGGUCUCGGUGUUAAUGCAGAUGAACUUGAGGACAUUUACGGCAGUGUUCCGCGAACAUUAAAUGACUUUGACCUGAAACCAAACCAGAUUGACCUUCAAGAUGCCCUUGGUGCCGGCCAGUUCGGAUCAGUAUGUAAAGGAAUUUGUCGACUGAAGACUGGUAAACCCAUACCAGUAGCUGUGAAAACUCUCAAAGAAGCAGACUGCCAUCCAAACCAAGAGCCGGAAUUGCUUCGUGAGGCCAGGAUCAUGAUGCCGUUGAGUCACAAACAUAUUGUCCGGAUGAUUGGUGUGUGUAAAUCAUCGAGCAUCAUGUUAGUGCUGGAGUUAGCUCCCCUGGGUCAACUUAACAAUUUCCUGGCAGGGAGAAAGGAUUUCUCUCAGAUGGGCAUCGUACAGUUGCUUUGGCAGGUUGCCAUGGGAAUGGAAUACCUAGAGUCAAAAAAGUUUGUGCAUCGUGACCUUGCUGCUAGAAACGUGUUGUUGGUAUCAGAAACGUUCGCAAAAAUCAGUGAUUUUGGAAUGUCAAAAGCUCUUGGAAGAGAUAACAAUUACUAUGAGGCAAAAGAAGCUGGAAAGUGGCCGUUGAAGUGGUAUGCGCCAGAGUGUGUUUACUAUUGGAAGUUUGACUCAAAGUCGGAUGUCUGGAGUUAUGGAGUUACCAUGUGGGAAGCAACUUCAUACGGGGAGAAACCAUACAAAAAAAUGAAGGGUCAGGAGAUCUUACGUUUCCUGGUGGAGGAAGAUAAACGUUUGGAGCGACCUCCAAAAUGUGACGAGGAUGUAUACCAGGUCAUGUUGCACUGCUGGGAAUAUGAAAAGGAUAGACGUCCUGAUUUCAAAACUGUAUCUGGAUAUAUGAAGGAAACCUUUAAAAAAAUGAGACUUCAGUCUAGAAGCUAGGGCAUGCAGGACCAGUUACUCUGUUCUCUUUAAGACAUGAAUAUAGAGUUUCUGCCCUUUUUGUUGUUUGGUUCAGAAGGACCAUAACUCUGUUUUCUUGCAUUUGUGAAUUGGGAGUUGCUGCCCUUUAAAAGGCCAGAGACUCUGUUCCAUUGCAUAAAUGGAUAUGAUGUUGCUGUUUUUUGAAUGCCAAUAACACUGUUUGCUUGCAUUUAUGAAUAUGGAGUUGCCACCCUUUAAAUGGCCAGUAACUCUGUUCCUUUACAAUUGUGAAUAUUGAGUUGCUGCCCUUCCCUUCAUUUGUAAUCACAGCGUUGGUGCCCUUUGAAGGACAAGUAACUCAUGUUAUUUUGCAAUUGUGAAUAUAGAGUUGCUGCCCUUGGAAGGGCUAGUAACUCUGUUUCCUUGCAUUUGUGAAUAUGGAGUUGCUGCCUUUUAAAUGGCAGGUAACUCUGAUUUAUUUUAUUUGUAAACACAGUGUCGGUGCUCUUAGAAGGACAAGUAACUCAUGUUUUUUUUCACAAUUGUGAAUAUAGAAUUGCUGCCCUUAGAAGGGUUAAGUAACUCUGUUUCCUUGCAUUUGUGAAAAUGGAGAAGCCACCCUUAGUUAUUAAUUUGAGACAGUGAACAUUGAAGAAUCAACCACUACAAUAUGUGUAUUUUUCUUUGUAAAAUACAGUGCAAAUAAUGUUUUACUGUUUUGUACUAAAACAGCAUAUUGACAAAACACAUGAAUGUAAUAAUUACAAAUGUACAUGUAUAUACAAAUGUACUGUUCUUGCAACGAAACUCUUUGAUGUAUAUAUGUGAGGGCUUUCCAGUAACUUACGGUAUAAUAUCAUUUGUUUGAAACUAGGACAUUUCUUAGCGAAAAAGGACCUUGGUCACUGUCUGUAUAAAUCUGCCUAUUUUUCAGUGCACAAUAUUCCAAUGGUUAAGCUCAAAUAUGUUGAAUUUUAGUUCAAUUCACCUCUAUCAAUGUACCAGUUUAAGUCAUAAUGGCAUUUUUAGUGUUCUUGUCCUUUAAGGGCAACUGUAAAAAUGUUUGACUAGUAUCACACUGUCGAAUAUUUUAUGCAUCAUAUAAGAGCCAGAUUAAAUUCAAUUGCCUUUUCAUUUAUUAAGCAUUUCUUAGUAAUAUUUAUGUUUAUGAAAUUAAACACAAAUAGGCAUAAAUUAAAAUAAUCAUGCCUUCAGAUUGCUCAAAAUCCAGCAAAAACCCUAAAACUAACUAUUCUACAUAUAUGAAAGGGGUCAGUCAUGUUUAUUUUGUAGCCUAAAGAGCGUGAUUUGAUUCAUACUGUUUUGAUAACUAUAUUAAAUGGGGUUUAUAAUUUAUUCAGUUAUUCCAUUUAUGCCACUAUGUAGAGAUAUACAUGACAUGGAAGGUUUUACAAACUGAUAUCGUAUUUGCCGUCGUUGCAUUACAGAAUAUUUUCUCAAAAUAUGUGUUUUUAUAUAUUGCACCUUAGGCCAUACAAAAUUGUUUGCAUAUAAGCAUCAUCACAUAGUAUGAAAACUUACCUAGCUAUCCUUAAAAAUCAAACAAACCCCAGAAAAAAACAACAACUAAAUGAGUGCCAUCCUAUGUAGAAUAUAGACAUCAGAGCCUCUUUUGUCAAAAUGUGUAGUUUUUUUGCGAUCGGAACGCUAAAACCUAUCUGUCCUUUGACGCUAACCAUAAAAAUGAAUUGGUAUGGCCGAACUGUGAAAGCUUUUCUUGAUGUGUGGGGGGAAAUAAUCUUAACUUAAAUAAAAACAAUUCAUUAUUACUUUAUAAGACAUAUUGAAUCAUAUAUUUAACAUGUAAAGUCCUUCCAUUAAUAUGUAAAGUUCUUUAAGCUAGUUCAUUGUUUUUAGAGUUUUAAAUUUUAAAAACAUGAAGAAUUCUUAGUUUAAUUUACAUACAUAAUUAAAGCGUGUAAUUGUGAAAGUUCAAAUUUGAUAUUUACGAUAGGCAAAUUUAUAUAGAUAGUGACUAAGGUCUUUUCUAGAACUGAUAUUAUAGAAGAGAUUUGAAAUGUUGUAAGAUCUUUGUUACCAAAAAAAAAUACAUGAAAAGUAUUUUUAGCAAAAUCAUAUUCAUUUAUCAUCUUUUUCAAAUGUUAUUCAAACAUGUAAAGCAUUCAAACAUGUAUAUCGUUUUGUUCAGUAUUGAUUGAAUAUUUUUUUCCGAGGAUCGUACUUCGUGUACAUGUAUAUUUUUCUGAUUGUAUGCCUUCCUUCGUCUUUCCAUAGAAAUGUGCAUGGUAUAAUCUUAAUACAGUCGAAACCUGUUGGCUCGAUUUCGCUUGGCUUGAUUUCCUCGUUGGCUCGUACUGGAUGUAAAGGAUUGAUUUCGUUGUACUCUUUGUAAGCAUUCCCGCUUGGCUCAAUAUUCGCCAGGCAAUUUUUUGCCGGUCACUGGGAUAUCGAGCCAAUGGUUUUCGACUGUUAUGUAAAUAAUACAUGUUCAUGUAGCUUUAUUUUCUAAAAAAAAUACAUACCAGCAAUAAUAAUAGUGGUAUUGUAUUUUUUAAAUAGUUAGGUGACAUUAAAUACAUUUGUUUCCCCAGGUACAUUUUAGAUGUAGUUAGGAAAUGAGGUUGUUGUUGUUUUUGAACUUCAAUCUUCUUUAUUCCGUAAUGAAAAUUUUUGAGCAUGAGGAAGGGGAGACUUUUUAAAAAAUAUGUCCCGGGAAUGUUUUUUCUGGUUAGGCAGACAAACUAUUAUUUAUUAAUUAUGGCCUUAAGUAUUUAGAAUGUGUGCCUUGUUAUAUUUGCAGAUAUUUUUUCUCUACAAUCAACUCAGGCUAAAACUGUUAGCAUUCCAGUUUGAUAGUCUUUGUUAGGAAUAUUCUUAUUCCAUAAACACUUACAUAUACACAUACAUGUACACAGAUACAUAUACACUUACAUGGACACUUAUAUACAUACAUAUACAUGUACACAUACACUCACAUGGACACAUAUACAUGUACAAAUACAAUUACAUAUACAGAUAUACAUGUACACAUAUGCUUACAUACACACAUACAUCUACACGUACACUUACAUAUACACAUAUACAUAUACAUUUACACAUUUCAUAAAAAACACAUGUAAUGUGAAAAUGUAUAUUGCAUGUAUAAUGUAGAAACAAGGUGUUUUUAUACAUUAUCUAAAAUGCCCGUUGUCCGAAAUUAUUGGUGUCUAAUAUACUUUAGGAUUACAUUUUCCUUGGAAAUAUGUAUAAGUUAAAGUUACUGUACCAACAACCAUAGUAAUUGUAAUUGUACACCAAGUGAAUGAGCGUGAACAUAGUGUGUAUAUAAGUGAAAAGCGUUAUUAUUUAUCUGAACAAUAGAUACAGUAUUCUGGCUUAUUGUUACUAUUCCAAAAUGCAAGUAAAUGUAUAAUAGAUGAAAACAAAAGAACCUUCUCCGAUAUAGUAUAAAAUUUGAAAUUGUUGUAUAUGUGUAUAUGUAUUUAAAUAAGAUGCCUUUUCAGUUAAAGCUAUAAGAAUGACAUGUUCUAGUAAUACACAUACAUGUACACAUAAUGUGUACAUGUUUGUGUAUAACUAGGUCAUGUAUGUCACAUGCUUUGAGCUGUGCUCAAACAUUUUCUGCUUUAAUGCCAUCAUACCUUUUUAUUGAUCAAUAUUGUUUCUAGUGUGUUUGCUGUGAGUAUGGCGGACAUACCUUAAUUGAGGUCAUGUACAAUCAUUUCAAUAUAACAUAUUUUUGUAUCUUGUUCUAUUUAUAGCAUGGCAUGAUUGUUUGUAAUAUUACCCAUAAACUAGAGCUUCCUGUUUGUCUUUUAAAUGGUGAAGCAGAAUGUUUCAUAUACACCUGAUGGAAAAACGGGGCAUAUUAUGCGAUAAUUCUUGGCGGGGCAGGCUAUGUCAACCAAAGUUUUCUGCUCUCUUCGGGUUCAGUUAAUCUUUAUUGAACUUGGCUUAAAUGUUUAUAGGCAUAAAAUCCAAAAUGAUUGCAAUUACUUGCAUGAAUGACUUCAGUAACUCCUAUAAAGUUUGGCCUUUUAACUGUCAAAACUUUACCAAUACAACCUUUUCUGUUUUCUAUCUUGAUCAUUUUAAAUUCCUUUUCCUAGAAUUUCUGUAAAUAGAAAACCAUGUUAUGACAGCUCCUUUAAUAGGCGUAACCUGCUCAGCCUUUGAUGGUGGCUCCUUUAAUAGGCGUAACCUGCUCAGCCUUUGAUGGUGACUCCUUUCAUGGGCAUAACCUGCUCAGCCUUGCAACGCUCUUGUUUAAAAUGCAAAUGUAUGCUAUGCAUUUAAUCAUAUCAUUGUUCUGUUUGUACAAAUUGCUCUGUGAUAUUUAAUUACAUCUACUUCGUUUUAACGUUUUUGUCUAGCAUAAUAUUGAUCUGAUGCAUAUGUGCUGCAAUUUUAUUAUUUAGUUAGUUUCUUUCAUAUAGUUAAUCAUGAUUUCCAAGUAUAUUAUCUAGUGAACAUGACAGUUUUGGGUUUUAAAAUUUCCCAUGAUAUGCCUCUCAAAAUGGCACCGCAGUAUUGACUUGUACCGAACCAAUUGCUUUGUUUCUGAUUCUAUAAGCUACCAGCCAUUAUCCCAACUGAGCUAUUCCCCAACCCUCCCCCCACCCCCACAAUUUUUUUUGCAAAGAAAUAGAGUAGGUAGGCAUAUGAUUGUUUCUAUUCAAUUUUUUGGUGAGCCAAGAUUCUGUACCAAACAGACCUAGGGGGUAUAUCAGAGUAUUUUACCAUUGUAGAAAAUUUUAAAUAAGAAAUGGUGGAAAUAAACAAAAAAAAAUAAUGCCUAAGUAUAAAUUUAGCACCAAAUAUAGUACAUUUUAACAGUUUUUCUGCAUUGCUGACUAUUUCUUCUUCUAUAAUUGCAAUUCUGGUUCAAAGGUUGCACACCGCCCAAACAUUUUGGUCAAUAUGGUCACGCUUGAAAAUUUCGUCUGCCACCCUCUAAGCCAGAUGAGUCAAAUGCAAAAAUCUACUUCUUCAUAUUUCUUUUACAUUAAAUUAUUGUUCAUAAGAAUAUUUUUUGACAUUUAAUUAGAAAGCAAUAAAUAUAUAUAUCUUUACAAAAAAAUCGUUAUCAAAAGACAUCGAAUUAUCUUAAACAAAUGAAAAUUUCGUCUGCCACCCUCUAAGCCAGAUGAGUCAAAUGCAAAAAUCUACUUCUUCAUAUUUCUUUUACAUUAAAUUAUUGUUCAUAAGAAUAUUUUUUGACAUUUAAUUAGAAAGUAAUAAAUAUAUAUAUCUUUACAAAAAAAUCGUUAUCAAAAGACAUCAAAUUAUCUUAAACAAAUGAUCUAAAUGACAUCAUUAUAUUGAACUAAAAUUACUACGCAUCAUUAUGUCAGUAAACAAUGUCGAUCAGGCAUGCUUUUUGGUGAAUUGAAUGAAAAUGCUUUUUCAACAUUAUUUUUUGUUUUUCACAUAUGCAACAUAUAAGCUACGCAAGAAAAAAGCUCAAUCUCACCCACGGGCAAGCUGUGGGCCAGCCUUCUUACCGACAUCCGCACAUGCCCUAGGGUUAAAUUUUCUAGUGAUAGAUUUUUUAGUUCUGCUGGUUCCCAAAUUUGUACCCACUGUUAUACAGUGUGGCCAUACCACAUGGUUUGUAAAUUCACAUUUGAAUAUCGCGAGUAAAAUGCCUGGUACUUACUGAAGGCUGAUAGGUGAUUUCAUUGAUUGUAACUGUAGGUUAUAAUUAAUCUAAUUUCUGUAUACCCUCCUGCUAACUCAAUAAAUGUCCCUCCAACAUUUUUCAUGUGUGGUUUUAUUACAAUAUCAAAUGAAUUUGGGUUUGAUUCAAUUUGAACUUUAAUAAGUAAUGUUGACAACAUUAAGUAAUGUUACAACUUUCUAUGCAUAAUCAUCAUAAUGCUUGAUUCUUCAGACACGUUUUGCUACCUAGACAUUCAAAUGUAAAAACUUAUUUUGCUUUAAAUUGUUUGGUCCUGUACAUGUAUGCAUUUUAAAUAAAGCAUUAUUGUUUACAAAUCUGUAAAUAACAACAUGCUUAUAUAAUAACAAUUGUUUACAUAACUUCCAUUGAGUGAGAAACUGUUGUUUUUUCAAUCAUUCCUUAUACACUAAUCAAUUGUAACCACAGCCCCCCAGGUCCCGGGGAUAGCCGGGGAAAUGGGCCGUGUCUUUACCUUCCAGGUGGCCUCGCAGUGUUUACCUUCCAGAUGGCCUCGCAGUGCCAGGUAAAUGCCAUGGCUCUGUCUUUGCGCCAAAAAUAGUGGGUCGUUCCUAGGGUUCCUCGGUCGUGGGGGAAUUUGGCGGGGAUUUUACGAUCAGUUUGUCCCGGCAGGGCAGGGAUUUCACCCGAGUUUGGCUGGACUGAAAGUCAAAGUCCCCGCUAUUCCCCAGACCUGGGGGGCCGUGGUUACAAUUGAUUGGUGCAUUACUUAACUAUAUCUGAUUUUGGUCAAAAAACUAUACAUUGAUAAGUGUGAACUGUUUGUGCAUGUUUACUGUUGAAUUUUAUAGACUUGUUAUUCUUUUGAUAUAUAACAUUAUUUAAGGGGCGUAGUCGGCUGUGAUGACUUCAUUUUUUUUAGAUGAAGGAAUUCAAAAAUAAAUAAGGGGUCGAAUAAGGCCUCUUGAUAAUUUCUUAAUUCCCUUCUACCUGACCUACUAAAAUGUUCCGACAAAGAUGAUAACUUUGUUUUGAGCAUUUUCUGACAUACUGCAACAGUUUAUAAUACAAUAAAUAUUCAAUUGUCGACCACUUUCGUUUAAAAGUUCACAUUUUUUAUAUUGUGAUUAUAAAUUGCUUAAAAAUCAUUAUAAGCAUUUUUCUAGGAUAUUUUAUUUGAUGUGGUGCUUGACUACAGACCUAGGGAACACUGGUUUAAGCCUUGGUGCAUGGGAAUAAAAAUUAUAUUUUUAAUGUUAUAUUUAUAAAUUAAUUUAAUGUCUUAUGACCAUGGUAAUUUGCUUGUUUUUUUUUUUGUUUUUUUUUUUAUAUAUUUGAUAACAAGAAAAAGCUGACAAUGCCCCUUUAAAUGUCCAAGAUUAAAUUUUAAACUUUA
Molecule: messenger RNA, 9208 nt
Organism: Mya arenaria
Lineage: Eukaryota; Metazoa; Mollusca; Bivalvia; Myida; Myidae
Product: tyrosine-protein kinase SYK-like
Exons: 16
Coding region: 183-2207 (674 amino acids)
Biological process (GO): innate immune response; cell differentiation; cell surface receptor protein tyrosine kinase signaling pathway
Cellular component (GO): extrinsic component of cytoplasmic side of plasma membrane
Molecular function (GO): ATP binding; signaling receptor binding; non-membrane spanning protein tyrosine kinase activity
Source: RefSeq, a predicted model, not a curated record